Eutrema salsugineum is the source of this 424-nucleotide messenger RNA. Its product is annotated as CLAVATA3/ESR (CLE)-related protein 6. The transcript has a single exon. NCBI's taxonomy places the organism in Eukaryota, Viridiplantae, Streptophyta, Magnoliopsida, Brassicales, Brassicaceae. Bases 59 to 304 code for a protein of 81 amino acids. The record is from RefSeq and is a predicted model, not a curated record.
UCUCUUUCAAUCUCUUACAAACCCCACAAUUUACCUUUCUUCUCCUUAAUCACCUUUUAUGGCGAAUAUAGUUCUUAAGCAAGCUCUUAUCAUACUUCUAAUCAUAUUUACAUCACCAAUCAUGAGCACUCAAGCUCGAAUCCUCCAUGCAGAUCGUGUCGCAAACAUGGGCAAUAUGAAUAGUCAGGUUCUCCUACGUGAGCUUGGGUUCGAUCUCUCCAAGUUCAAAGGUCAUAAUGAGAGGCGGUUUUUAGUGGACUCAGCGAGGGUUUCACCGGGAGGACCUGACCCGCAACAUCAUUGACUGAUCGCUACGGAUAUACGUAUUUUACCGGAGAUCCAAGCACAAAUAAUUGUGACUACCGAUGAUCCAUGCAAGUCAUUUGAACAUCGCUAUUUAUAUGCUUUUCUUUUCUUUUUCGUU